Molecule: messenger RNA, 1564 nt
Organism: Andrographis paniculata
Lineage: Eukaryota; Viridiplantae; Streptophyta; Magnoliopsida; Lamiales; Acanthaceae
Product: leucine-rich repeat extensin-like protein 3
Exons: 4
Coding region: 119-673 (184 amino acids)
Molecular function (GO): protein binding
Source: RefSeq, a predicted model, not a curated record
AAUUCUCUCUAUAAAUAACUACACCAUGGUACCUUACAUAGGCUUCAAGAACCCGCCUCACAAUCCCCUUCGGUUCUCUUCGCCCUCCUUUCCCUAAUUCUCUAUCCAUUGGACUCGAAUGGGAAUCAUGAUCAGAUCUACGCCUGCACCUCAUGAUCCCAUUCCCAAGCCAUCCAUCAAGUUCCUGUGCAGCUAUGGUGGUCGGAUUCUGCCCAGAUAUCCCGACGGAAAGCUCCGCUAUUAUGGUGGCGAGACGCGUGUCCUCUCCGUUGAACGGAACGUCUCCUUCCCCGAUUUGUUGGUGAAAUUGGGGGAGAUGUUUGGAUCUUCCGUCAAUUUGAGGUGCCAAUUUCCGACGGAAGAUCUCGAUGCACUUGUUUCGAUCACGUCCGACGAGGAUCUCGCCAAUCUCAUAGAGGAAUACGACCGUGUUGCGGCUGCGCCGCCGUCAUCCCUGAAGAUUAGGGCAUUCCUGUCCAGCCCCAAAACCACCAAACCACCCUCUCUGCCAUCUUCCCCUGCUUCCUCCAGCAGUAACGACUCCACGUCCCCCAAAUCGCCGCCGUAUUCGUCCACCGCCGGUGUCUUACCUCCUCGGUGUCCUGCCUCCAGUAGCAACCGGUGCAUCCGACACGCCCCCCUGAGGCCUCCUCCGUAUCCGAUUAAUGUUUGAGGAUUUGGAAUAAUUCUUUGCCUGAUCUGAUAGGAAAUAUGGUUUCGAGGAAAUUGAGAUGCUAUCUUUAUAGCUAUAGGUAUUCCAAUAUUCAGAGCGUGGGGUGAAGGAUAAUAGCUUGGUUGAGCUUUUCACUGAAAGUGGGGAUGCUGGAAUAGAAAGUUUCAUCCAUUUCUUCUGGUGAUGAUCACAUCCCAUUUCCUAAAGGUUAGACAGUUGCAAUCAUUAAACACCUUCAAAUUUUUUCGCCAUUCAUGACAACAUAUAUAUAUAUUAAUUUGUUGUAAGGUUUGACAUAGUGAUUGAUAGUCAUGAAUUUGUUAUAUGAGACAGCUGACUGGUGGUUGCAAUAUAUUUAUGAUUGGGUAGGAGGGCGCUGAAGCAGGGAAAGGUGAAAUUCCCUGUCCCCGUCCACCAUCCGAACUUACAACUUGUCCUGUCCGGCCUAACUUGCAGAUGAUUAAAUUUGGCUGAAGGUUUACCAAGUUCGAAUUUUUUGGUAGCAGCUGCAAGUUCUUAGGUCAUUAAAAAGAAAAAAAGAAAAUAAUUGCACAACUUGGGUUGGGACCUCUUUCAACUACUGCUACUGCUGGGACCGUGAGAAGUUAAUUGUGGUGAUAUUAGCCUUAAAAGCCACACUUGGUAGCAAAUGACCAUAUUAUUAAUUGACACCCGGGGCCCAUAUCAUAUUUAAGAAAUAACUGGUAAAAAGAUGAUGAAUCUGAGUGAAAAUGGCUGGGUCGAUUUAUGAUCAUAAAUAAUUGUGCCGGCGGUGGUGUGGAAGGAAUAUUGUAAAUUGUAGAGCUGUUAGACGGGUCGAUUUGCGUCGGUUCGUAUUGAGUUGAAUAUUUUAAACGAGUUGAAUUAGUCAAUUUUAAUCCGAUUUGUUUA